AUGCCCGAGUUCAAAUUGUACCAUUACGACCCGUCUGCUGGCUGUGCUGUCGCCUUCGCAGCAGUCUUUGGGCUCACUACCGUGGUACACAUCUGGCAAUUAGGCCGGAAUCGAACCUGGUACUUCAUACCAUUUGUUAUCGGUGGUUUAUCGCAGAGGAAGCCCCCCGAUUUCACCACUAAGCCAUAUAUUGCACAGAGCUUGAUGCUCUUGUUGGCACCUGCGUUCUUUGCGGCUUCUAUAUACAUGAUUCUCGGUCGUAUCAUUCGUUUGCUGAACGGGGCUUCGUGUUCACUGGUCAGACCAUCAUGGUUGACCAAGAUAUUUGUGACGGGUGAUGUGUUAUCCUUUUUCAUCCAGAGUGGAGGAGGUGGAAUGCUUGCUAGCGCGAAGGACGAGUCGAAAGUAAAACUCGGAAACAACAUGGUUGUCGUCGGACUCAUCGUUCAAAUCCUAUUCUUCGGGUUCUUUGUCGUUGUAUCUGUGAUUUUCCAUCGUCGCAUGCUAGCAACACCCAUGUAUGCUGCGGGCGACACUCAAAUUCCCUGGACCCGCUAUAUGAAGGUUCUCUAUACUGCCAGUGUCUUGGUCCUCAUCCGAUCAAUCUACAGAGUGGCGGAAUAUGUCCAGGGCAGUGGCGGAUACCUUCAAAGUAAAGAGGCAUUCAUAUACGUAUUUGAUGCGGCCUUGAUGUUCCUUUGCUGUCUGCUUUUCAACGUCUUCCAUCCAAGCAAGAUCCUCGCGGGCUAUCGCAAAACCCAGGGUGAUCCGGAUCUAGAAAUGUUGAAUCAUAGCGGACCUACCGAAUAUGCAGGACAAGGCAGAUACAACAACCUCUAA
This is a messenger RNA of Penicillium verrucosum, 840 nucleotides long. RefSeq names its product RTA1 domain-containing protein. Lineage: Eukaryota; Fungi; Ascomycota; Eurotiomycetes; Eurotiales; Aspergillaceae. The transcript is spliced from 3 exons. Gene Ontology annotation, cellular component: membrane. The record is from RefSeq and is a predicted model, not a curated record. The coding region runs from base 1 to 840 and encodes 279 amino acids.